AACAACAAGGGAAAAAUAAAUACAUACGUGAUAUAACAACAUUGUAGUACAAAUAUCACUACCUGAAACAAAGGAGAUAACACAUACAUAUAGGCCCUAGUGAAUGGGUAAUGACGAAGUGUCGAUCGAUGUCGCUACAUUUUACAAUCAUACAACGGUGAAAAACGUCUAUAACUGAAUACCACUUCCACAAAACCGUAUCAACCUAUCACCAAACCUGAUCCAUAAAAGUUUACUUCAACAAACAUCCUGGAUUCUUUAUAAAACUACUCAAGAAAUGUGAUUAGUGAACAAAUUAGUGCUUGGAAAUUAUCUGUUUAAGAAAAUUAUUAUCAAAACUUUUUCAAAAAUGUUAGUGCCACCUGAUAUGAUUGCAGCCCAAUCCAAAAUGGUCUAUCAAAUGAAUAAAUAUUUUAGUGAACGUGUUCAAGCGCGAAAAAUUCAAAUUAAUAAAACAAUCCAAGAAAUUUGUCGUGUUGUCCAGGAUGUGUUAAAAGAAGUCGAAGUACAAGAACCACGUUUCAUAUCGUCCUUAACCGAUUAUAAUGGACGGUAUGAUGGUUUAGAAGUCAUAUCACCGGUUGAAUUUGAAAUUGUCAUCUAUUUAAAUCAAAUGGGUGUGCUUAAUUUUGUGGAUGAUGGUACAUUACCCGGGUGUGCAGUGUUAAAAUUAAGUGAUGGUCGUAAACGAUCGAUGUCAUUAUGGGUGGAAUUUAUCACGGCAUCUGGAUAUUUAUCAGCGCGAAAAAUCAGAUCACGUUUUCAAACCUUAGUAGCACAAGCUUGUGAUAAAUGUUCCUAUCGUGAUAUUGUCAAAAUGAUCGCCGAUACAACUGAAGUGAAAUUACGCAUACGUGAACGAUAUAUCGUACAAAUAACCCCCGCAUUUAAAUGCGCUGGUUUAUGGCCCCGAUCAGCGGCACAUUGGCCAAUACCCCAAAUACCAUGGCCCCAUCCUAAUUUAGUGGUUGAAGUAAAAACGGAAGGAUUUGAUUUAUUAUCGAAGGAAUGUAUAGCGUUACAAGGUAAACAAUCUGCCAUGGAAGGUGAUGCUUGGGUUUUAUCAUUUAUUGAAGCGGAAAAUCGAUUGUUACAAGGUGGUUGCCGACGGCGGUGUUUAAGUAUAUUAAAAACAUUACGUGAUCGUCAUUUAGAUUUACCUGGGAAUCCUGUUACUAGUUACCAUAUGAAGACUUUACUAUUAUACGAAUGUGAAAAGCAUCCGCGGGAAUUAGAAUGGGACGAAGCAUGUUUAGGUGAUCGAAUUAAUGGUAUAUUCCUACAAUUAAUAUCUUGUUUACAAUGUAGACGAUGUCCACAUUAUUUUCUGCCAAAUUUAGAUUUAUUCAAAGGUAAAUCACCAAGUGCAUUAGAGAAUGCAGCAAAACAAGUGUGGCGAUUAACACGUGAAAUGUUAACAAAUAGUCGGUGUUUAGAAAAGUUAUAAUUUGUGUUUUGUUGUUGUGAGAGAAAUCGAACGAUUUAUGUACGUUUCUUUUUUUUCUUUUUUUUUUUUGUUAUCGUAAAGAUGAAUGAUAGACAAUUCUUCAUCAAAUCCUUAACGAGUGUCCAGUUAGUGUGAUUGUCAACUGCUCAUAUCAUAUAAUAUAAUAUAAAAGUGAACUGGAAUCACUCGCAGCAGGCAUACUGAAUAUAUUUUAUAUCAGAAGUUUUUUGCAUUUACUUUACAUAUAUGUCAAUCAUUGUAGCCAUCUAUAAAUGUAAUAUUGCAAAUGUCAAAAUGUACUACAGGUUAUAAUUAUUCAUUAUUCUAUAUGAUUAUUAUUACAGUAGAAUCCUGAUUAUUCGAAAUGUUAAGGUAGUUGAGUUUGGGUUGACCGUCCCAUAGUGAUACAAAUAACAUUUUUAUACUUUUGAGAAA
Molecule: messenger RNA, 1882 nt
Organism: Chrysoperla carnea
Lineage: Eukaryota; Metazoa; Arthropoda; Insecta; Neuroptera; Chrysopidae
Product: protein mab-21
Exons: 1
Coding region: 350-1447 (365 amino acids)
Source: RefSeq, a predicted model, not a curated record